Molecule: messenger RNA, 7263 nt
Organism: Equus caballus (horse)
Lineage: Eukaryota; Metazoa; Chordata; Mammalia; Perissodactyla; Equidae
Source: RefSeq, a predicted model, not a curated record
CAGGAGCAUGGCCACUCUGCUCUCCCAGUCGAUGUCUUAGGGAGGCUCUGCGUGCAUCCACCCAGAUCCUUUUAAAGAUGUUGAAUGAGGCGUCUCCCACGGCAGCUGUUCUUAAGGAUGCCCGCUCUUCCUUCUCUGUUGAGAGCAGCACCCGUUUGUUGUCCUGGCUGUGAAGCCCCAUCAAAGGCUUUCAAAGUCUGGAGCAAAACUGCCAAACCCUCCCUAGCAUCAAGAUGGUUUGUCACUUCCAAACACGCCUUCCCCUUGCAGCCGACGACAAGGGGAUCUCUUCAGCAGGUGACUUAGUUCAUGCUCAGGGAGUCUAUCCUUUAUGCGGGGAGGGGGUGAGAGUAACCCAACCAAAUAAUGGUGCUACUCCUAAAAGCAAUAAUAAUAAUAAUUGCUAACAUUGAUGGAAUCUCACCAAGUGCCCGACUCUGUGCUAAGCUCUUUUAAGGGAAUCAAUCUCGUCUUAACAACUGAGCCCUUAUUUAGCAGGUGAGGAAACUGAGGCUUCACCUCUAAGUAACUGCCAGGUGACACAGCUAGUAAGUGGCAGUCCAGAGUUAGCACUGGGCAGGCUGCCCCAAACCGUGCUUUUACCCACGGCCCUAGGCUCUGUCCUGUCAGUGUCUCGCAACCCUGGGGAGAAGGCGCCUGUGAGGGCGAGCCCAACACCGGCUACCCCCUCAUGGAGCACGCCGUCCAGAAUCCAUUCCCGCCUACCUUUCCUCUUCCUCUCACUCGGGAACCUGCACCCAACAUGGCAGCAGGAGAGCUCUAUCCUUGGUCAUCGAAAAGCUUUAUAAUAUACAAAAUAUAUAUACAUAUAUACACCACAAAAAUAGCUGGGAACAAAAGCUAGGCAAAAAGGUUUAUAUAUGUUCUGUCCACUGUAUUUUCCGUCUACCUGCUGCAUCCUGGAAUCUGGGAAGUGUCAGAUCUCUUAUAGUCUAAAUUAUUUCCCUAUUCAUGUUCCUAGGAUGAAAGGGUUAAACCCGGACUUGCUGGAGCUUAUUAUUUUAAUCCAGGAUUAUGAUGGCUGUGGAAAGAGGCCACUCUGUCCCCGUGACCUCGCUGGCUAGGAGAGGAAUGGUGGUUGUCCUGACUGGAGAUCUCAGCCUGCCUGGCUGGGAGGAGGGCUGAGGUCGGAGCUAAGCCUGUCCCUCCACCAGGAAACUGGCUCAGACGGAGAGACCGGAGGGGGAGGGGGCCACAUGCAGCCCUUUGUUCUUGGGAAGCAGUUUAGGAUGCUGGUGGGCGGCAGAGCAGAGGGAAGGGCCGGAAUACUCACGUGGACUCCAGUUGUCCCCAACAAUUAGCUCUUUGGAGGGUUUGCUGCUCUUUGAGGGCCAAACAUCUGUAGUGGGAACCCCCCAGGGAGGGGACCUCAAAACACCCCCACCCCUCACCUCGUGAUGCUCCAGACUACCUGGCCAAAGACCCAGACUCACAGGGUAGCAAUGUGAGUCCUCUCCAACUCCUACUGUUUACAGAUGGGGAAACUGAGGCCCAGGGAGGAAAAGGACGCAGCCACCUGAUCCCUAUGCCCUAGCCACUGAGCUCAUGAGCCCCAGAUGUGCAAGCUUUCAAGCACGUGACAACAGCUGUCUAUUCUUAGGUGGAAUCCCCUUUGCCUAGCCAUGACUGAAUGCCCCAAGUCUUCCAGGAAAUUUCCGGAGGAGCUGUGGGAGCUGGGAUUGUGGGUUCCAGUCCAUGAUGAGAAGGGUCGGCUCCAGGGCUGUGUGCCCUUGGCAGAGGCCAGGGUCAGACUAGACUGGAAAGCCUCCCUCGGCCUGCCUGGCAGGUUGGCGCCCCUUGAGGGGACCAGUAUGACGCAGUGAUGGGAGGCGGGCGGUUAAACUGGGACAGACUCAGCAUCCCACAGCCCGGCACCUGCUUUCCCCCUGCUUCUGGGAGAAAGCCCGCCUUCCAUCGGGGCUGGUUAGCGUGCACCACGACCAGGGGUUGCCUGGCCUGCUGACCUUGGCUGCCGUCUGUGAAGGUGGCUGCAGUCUCCUCCUUGCUCCGACUGUUACUGCCUGGGUGCCUCCGGGUGCCUCAAAAGCCCUGCUUUUUCUAAUCAGUGAAGAAACCAGCUUUGUCUGCGAGGAACCAAAACAGGGCAGCUGAGGAGGAGGAAAAAAAAAAUUAACAGCUCCAAGUAGAGGGAGCAGAAAGGAAACAGCAAAGCUGGAAAAUGGCUUAAAAACCUGGGGGCAAGGCUGAUCCUGGCAGCAUCUGGCCAGCUGCCUGGGGGCCCUCCUGCCUGCCCACCAGGUCUUGUGACAAAUGCCCUCCGACAGCCGGGGAACCACAGCUGUCACCGGAAGGCUCCGAGUGUGCGGGCUGGCAGCCAGAGGCCCGUGGCUGCAGGGGCGUCUCUUUGGGCUGGUAACCUCAUUAUCUCUGCUGUUGGAGCGGGAGCCCCAGGGAGCACAGCUGCUCUCAGCGGUGCGUUGGAGCAGCGGCCUGCUCGGGAAGUGUGCAAAGGGAGGUCUCGCCUGCCAAAGGAGGCUUCGCAGGGCGGCGGGCCUGGAGAGUCUCUUUCACAUCACUUCAGUAAAGCCCCCCCAGUUCCAAAACUGUGCCUGGGCCCUGCCAGCGUUCACAGGCACAGAUGGUGCCUUUAUUCUGGCAGUCCUUUUUUUUUUUUCUUGGGCCCCAAAGCUGGGUUAGGUACAAAUAAUGAGCAAAAGAAAGAAAAAAGCGUCAUCUGCGCAGAGCUUGUCCAAGGAUGUCCUAAGGAGGCCUCAGAGUUGUGCCAUUUUCCGCUCACUUCUCUGUCCUCCAGGAAACUACUUGGUACCUUCCCCCUGUCAGGACAAGACCCCCUUCUCCAGGUGACAUAUGGGGUAGGUAAGGCGUGGGAGUAGGGGGGCUGCAGUCUGAGAUCUAUGCCCGCUGAGCCUCCCCCUGCCUGAGUUCUUUGUGGACCCUCCCUGGUGAGGACAGCCCAGUAUAUGUGACAGUGAGGAGAAGGGCAGCCAUGGGGGAUGCUGAAGUCACAUCAAAGAGCAUGUCUGACUCCAGCCACAAACAUCCUCAGCCCGUCCUGGGACCCAGGGAGGGGAGGGGAGAGGACGCAGAAAGGAUGCUGGAGGCAGUGGGGCUGGCCGUUGUCUGCUCUGCUCUCAAUUCAUGUUCGACCUUGAGCAAUGUGCCAAAUGUUCCUCUCUGCUCCGGAACACCCUCAUCUGUCAAGUGGAGAGAACACGUGCCCUCGGCCAGCCUGGCUGGGGAGAGUGAGCUCCGUGGAGAGAAACGGCUUGUCAGUGGGAGGUUGUGGGGCUGCUGUUAUUGCUGUAGCCCGGUGCUGGCUGUAUGUCACUGUCUGAGAGACAGCUUUGAAAAAGGGCUGCUGUCACUUUCUGCAGCUCUGGACUGGCCGAGGAGGCAGCACAUCUGGACCUUUGGUCCCAAGCCGGAGCCCGUGCAGAGCCCCAGGCAUGAGGAAGCCAAGCAUCUGCUGCAGCGUGCCCGGAUGAAGGCCAGGACCCGGCCCCUCCGUGCCAGCCAUGAUAUUGUGCCCGCCAUUGCCCAGGGCAGCCGAGAUGGCCAUAGGAGCCCAGCCCUGGGCCCAAGGAUGACCUUUGCCUGCAGAGACAACCUCCAGAACGGGAACACCAGUGACUCCUCCAGCGGGGAGAGUCCGAAGCGGGGCACCUCCCCGUCCCACGUCCGCUUCGAGGAUGAGUCUGCUCGCGACGCUGAGUCCCGCUACCUGGAGCGUCUGCAGCAGCGGCAGCGCCACGUGCUCAGCUCCGCGCUGCAGACUGUGGACCAGGGCCCCCUGCGCUCCAAGCCCGAGCUCGCCGCCUACGUGAAUGGGGGCUUCCAGCGCAGGGACGCCGUGGAGGGGGCCCUCCGCAGGCCGGUGGGCGGGCGGGAUCGGAGGGCCCUCCCCGCGCCGCAGCCCGCACGGGGCAGGGAGAGGAGGUGCCGAGCCUGUGGCAACUGCAUAGAGGACCGACGCCCCGCCCAGGGGAAGGCAGCCCCCGACCCGAGGGCCCACCAGGAGCGCAAAGCUGCCUGUGGGACGGAGAGGGUGCUGGCGGAGCCCCUUAGUGCUCGAGGCCGGAGCGCCCCUAUCAGACUCCUCCCUGUCCCCCCGGGGCUGCACGCCAAGUGGAUCCGAGAGACACACAUCGGAGCCCCUGUGCGCCCUGAGGAGGUGGACUCUGCCCUGGACAGCACGGACACCUCCGACAGCUGCAGGACCGACAGCGAGGAGGCUGGGACCUCUCAACCCGACAGGACCCGCAGCCCGGCCCGAGGCAGCAGCCCCCGGCUGCCGGGCUCCAGGCCUCGAGAAGGCCACAGGUGGUUCCGGAAGGCUGAAAUGGAGCUGCCCCGGUGCCCUCAGGCCCCGCACUGCCUGCCUGGGGUUGAUCCCCUGGAGGUUUCAGAUGAGGGGAAAGAAGGCAGAGCACACACACCCGAGGGGACUCUGUUUCCCAGAGAAGAUGCUUUCUCUAAGCCUCCAGUCCUGGAAUCUAAGAGGACUUCCCUGGGAUCCCAGGGGCAGCCUGGACCAGAGCUGGGAAAUCACUGGGCUCACCCUGUGGCUUCCCGGGCUCAGUACAGGACAGUCUGUGCCACGGCCUCUUGCAUGAAGCUGGUGUCCUCGGGGCCGGGCAGGCAAGCCCAGGUUCUAGAAAGCCACCGGUCUCUGGAAACUGUCUCUGCUUCCUCCCAGCAACAGAGCCAUGCAGAGCCCUCUGCCCCCCACCAGGCCGAGCAGCCAACCGCUUCCUGCUCCCCCAAAGGCUGGGUGCCAACCCCUCCCUCUUCAAGGAAAACCACCUCACCUGUGUCUCACAGGAAGGCAGCCCUGGCUGGGCCCCGCAGGCCGGGUGAUCAGGGACAGCCUGCGGACACCCCUGUGCCUCCUUCAAGAAGUGUAGUUCCCAGGACCUGUGAACUCAGCCCCCUGCAGACCCAGCCCUGCAGCCCCCAAGUCAGGCACGCACUGCUGGCCCUGUCCACCAACAACUGUAACAACAGCGUGCCUCGGGGGCUGCAGGAGCCCCAGGAAGGAGCCGUCCGAGAGGGCAGAGUGGAGAAGGGCCCCCGAAGCCAGGAGCCUGAGGCACCCCUGGAGAACCAUGCAGAUGGAGGACUCCAGGGCUUUCUCGGCUCAGCAGCUGCCGGCACCAUCAGCUCUAAGGGCGUCACCCUCUCCCUGGCCUCAGAGGAGCCAGAGUCCAGCCAAGAACCAGAGGGAGGCCUGCAGAGGACAGAGUUGAAUUCUGGAGGGCAUGCGUCAUCCCGAGCAUUACCAGGGGUCAGCGCGGCUCCUGGCCCACCCUCAGCCGCCCCUUCUGACAGGAACAAGAAAAGCAGCAGCGGCAUCGCCUCCACCCUGGGGCUGAAAAAGUUCUUCUUGGCCCUGGGCCAGGGCACGCGGCCCAAGUUGGGCAAGUCGCGCAGCUACAGCGUGGAGCAGCUGCAGCCCCCUGCGCCUGGCCCAGCUUCACACACCAGCACCCCCAAAGUGAAGAGAGCCCCAUCGUUACAAUCCCUCCGUGUGCCUCCCCCACUUCUGUUUUUCCACCAGCUGCCCCUGCCUGGGCUCAUCCUGGACUCCUCCCUCUCCUCUGCUCAACCCUACCACCUCUCCCAAGUCCUGGAGUCUACUGCCUGGUCAUUCUGGAACCUUCUCCAUGGCCACAGCGACUCCGUGUCACCCUCUCACCAGCAUCGGAAAGCUGCCUCCUUUCAGAACCUCCAUUCUCUGCUGAGCGGCAAGGUGGACCGGUCCAGCCUCUACCUGGUAGGGGAGCCCGGGGCCCACAGCACGGCUGGCAGGCCAGCCAAGGCCCCACCCCGGCGUGCCCUCAGCAUCGAGGACGUGGGUGCCCCCAGCCUGGCGCGCACAGUGGGCCGCGUGGUGGAGGUCUUCCCAGAUGGCACAAGCCAGCUGCAGCUGCAACGCUCCCCAGAGGGCACUUUCGGCUUCUGUGUGGCCUCGGGGAACGGGCGUCGGGACUCAGGGUUCUACGUGCAGGAGAUGGCCGACGAGAGCACGGCCAAGCUGUACUCGGGGCUGCUGGGGCUGGGGGACGAGAUCCUCGAGGUGAACGGGGCCAAGGUCGCGGGGCUGGGCUUGGCUCACAUUCAGGAGCUCCUGGCCCACGCGGAGAGCUUGUCCAUCCGCGUGCUGAGGCAGAGGCCUGUCCCACGGUGACCCAGAGGUGCUUUUGACCUCACCGUCCCCCCUUGGAAGCCCUGACCCGCCCCGGGGAGGUGGCUGGGGUGCGCUGACAGAGCUGAGCUGCUUGUUCCCCAAAAAUGAAGAGCACAGUGGCACGUAACCGCCUGGGCUGUGGCAGGGCCCCCGCGAUUGACCCCCCGGGGGAGAGGGAAGCAGCCUGCUGGUGUGCUUUGUGUAAGGAUGUCACUUCAUGCAGAGCUGGGGACAGAACGCACGGGUCUCCCUCCGCGCCCAGCCCGAGGUGGUGGCAACAUCUUCCUGCACCUUUGUUGGCAGGGGGAGGAGAGGGAUUCAGUGGGUCCUUCGGUUGGUCCCUGAGUGUCGCCUCGCCCCAGGUCCCGUCCCACUCUCUGUCAAGGGCUCCCCCAGCCUCUCACACUCCAGAACCAGAAAAAGUGCUUGCCCAUGUUGGCCUUGAGCCUGCCUUUGUCAGUCUCUUUUCUCCCUGCUCCCAUUCGGCACCUUUGCUCUUUUUCCAGAAAUGGGCAAAGUGUCCUGGAGUAACAGUCUUACAGCCAUUGACCGUAGCUUCCAAACCCCAAACUGGAACAUGUUGGUGGUUCUAAAACUAGAACAGGUCUGGUGUGAGAACAUCUGGGUGAUGUUAUUUGGUAGCCAAAAUAUUAAGAAUUUCUGGGAAAUUUUUGUGAUACACAAGGUUGAAGGAAAAAAAUGAAAUCAAUUUCAGGGAAGUGCAGCUGUGGCCAGUGGGACCGGCCAGACCAGCCCCACCCUCAGGGCCCGGCCCUCUGCCUUUGCCCAGAGCGAGGCUGGAGCUGCCUGGCUUCUCCUGUCGAGCUUGGACACAGGGCUGCAGCUGGUGGCAAGCUGUCCCCAGUCACGAGCUCUCUGCCCAGAUUCCCUGACGGCAGCUGUGGGUGGGGGGUGGCCAGCAGAGAGAGGGCGGGGCAUAGGCGGGGGUAUGGGCUGUCCCCCCUGGGCGCCUCCCCGCUCUAGGCCUCAGCACUACCCAAAGAGUUGGGACGCUCUGGGAGUGGAUGGCCGUGUGUCAGUCUUAAAUUAUUAAAAAGCAAAGCUGAAGCUUC